CAGAUGACACGCCUGUAACAUGGAAGCAGCCGCCGCCGCCACCGCUCUGACGACAGCGGCAGCAGUCACAACAACAGCCGCUGGCCGCGCCGCGCUGAACAAAGGUCAUCCGGGCUGCGGCCCAGACGCCAGGGCUUGACCGCCGCGAAGGCCCACCCCGGGAAGGGGGUAUGUUCUGUUUUGUGCUUUUUCUUUUAGAAGCUACAAAAAGGUGUUGGAGAUGCUUCUAUUAUGAAGGUCAAAAGGCCUGUUGACUGGGGCUGCUUUUAACCCUUUCCUAUUUGCUGAGAAUGCAGCCGUGUGACAGUAACUGAACAUUGGUCUAAAGCCUUUCCAAAAGGUCAAGGUUCACAAGAACAUCUGCUCAAAUUCAUGACCAUGGGGGAUAUGAAGUCCCCAGACUUUGAUGACCUCCUGGCAGCAUUUGACAUCCCAGAUAUGGUCGAUCUUAAAGCAGCUAUUGAGUCUGGACAUGAUGACCACCAAAGCCACAUGAAGCAGAAUGCUCACGGAGAGGACGACUCUGUCAAGAAUGUUCACAACAUCCACUCCUCCGAGGGCGGGGAGAAAGACGGCCACAACCCCACUGGCAAUGGCCUACAUAAUGGGUUUCUCACAGCGUCCUCCCUUGACAGUUACAGUAAAGAUGGAGCGAAGUCCUUGAAAGGAGACGUGCUUGCCUCUGAGGUGACACUGAAGGACUCGACGUUCAGCCAGUUUAGUCCGAUCUCUAGUGCUGAAGAGUGUGGUGAUGACGAGAAGAUCAAGGCGGGACCCCCUGACAAAGAGGACGUGCGAUCAAGCUUCAGGUUGAACGUGUUGACAGGGUCGGCUCCCCAGCAGGACUAUGAUAAGCUGAAGGCAUUUGGAGGGGAAAACUCCAGCAAAACUGGACUCUCUACGUCAGGCAACAUGGAGAAAAACAAAGUUGUUAAGAGAGAAGCAGAAGCCAAUUCUAUAAACCUGAGUGUUUAUGAACCUUUUAAAGUCAGAAAAGCAGAGGAUAAACUGAAGGAAAACUCUGACAAGGUGCUUGAAAACAAAGUCCUGGAUGGGAAGCUGAGCUCCGAGAAGAAUGACACCUGCCUCCCCGGCACUGCGCCAUCAAAGACAAAGUCAUCCUCCAAGCUCUUGUCCUGCAGCGCUGCCAUCACUGACCUCAGCGCUAAAAAGGCGGCUUCAGACUCCUGCAAAGAACCAGUGGUCAAUUCGAGGGAGUCCUCCCCGUUACCAAAAGAAGUAAACGACAGCCAGGUGCGUCCGAGAGCCACCGACAUGUCUCCUGAAUUCCAGAAUCUCAUAGACGGACCAAAAAAACCAUCCCUAAAGCAACCGGAUAAUCCCAGAAGCAUCUCAAGUGAGAAUGGCAGCAAGCGUUCCCCAUCCUCUCCCGCAGGGUCCACACCAGCAAUCCUCAAAGUCCGCAUAAAAACCGUUAAGACGUCUUCUGGGGAAAUCAAGAGGACAGUGACCAGGGUAUUGCCAGAAGUGGAUCUUGACUCUGGGAAGAAAUCUUCUGAGGAGAUGGCAUCCGUGAUGGCCUCUGUGACAUCCCUUCUGUCAUCUCCAGCAUCAGCUGCCAUCCUUUCCUCUCCCCUCAGGGCGCCUCUCCAGUCCAUGGUCAUGACCAAUGCAGUUUCACCUGCAGAGCUCACCCCUAAAUAGGUCACAAUCGAGCCUGCUUUCCUCCCAGUGUCUGCUGUGAAGACAGCAGGAUCCCAAGUCAUUAAUUUGAAGCUCGCUAACAACACAACGGUAAAAGCCACAGUCAUAUCUGCUGCAUCUGUCCAGAGCGCCAGCAGCGCCAUCAUUAAAGCCGCCAAUGCCAUCCAGCAGCAAACUGUCAUGGUGCUGGCACCCAGCCUGGCCAACGCCAAACUCGUGCCAAAGACUGUGAACCUUGCCAACAUUAACCUUUUGCCUCAGGGUGACCAGGCCACCUCUGAACUCCGCCAAGUGCUAACCAAACCUCAGCAACAAAUAAAGCAGGCAAUAAUCAAUGCAGCAGCCUCGCAACCCCCCAAAAAGGUGUCUCGAGUCCAGGUGGUGUCGUCCUUGCAGAGUUAUGUGGUGGAAGCUUUCAACAAGGUGCUAAGCAGUGUCAAUCCAGUCCCUGUUUACAUCCCAAACCUCAGUCCUCCCACCAAUGCAGGGAUCACGUUACUGAUGCGUAGGUACAAGUGCUUGGAGUGUGGGGACUCCUUUGCACUUGAAAAGAGGCUGACCCAGCACUACGACAGACAGAGCAUGGACAUCGAAGUAACAUGCAACUAUGGUACAAAGAACCUCAUUUUUUACAACAAAUGCAGCCUCCUUUCCCAUGCCCGUGGGCAUAAGGAGAAAGGGGUGGUAAUGCAAUGCUCCCACUUAAUUUUAAAGCCAGUCCCAGCAGGUCAAAUGAUAGUUUCUCCAUCAAGCAAUACUUCCACUUCAACUUCCACUCUUCAGAGCCCUGUGGGAGCCGGCACACACACUGUCACAAAAAUUCAGUCUGGCAUAACUGGGACAGUCAUAUCGGCUCCUUUAAGCAUUCCCAUCACCCCAGCGAUGCCCCUAGAUGAAGACCCCUCCAAACUGUGUAAACAUAGUCUAAAAUGUUUGGAGUGUAAUGAAGUCUAGGAUGAGACAUCACUGGCUACACAUUUCCAGCAGGCUGCAGACACGAGCGGACAAAAGACUUGCACUAUCUGCCAGAUGCUGCUUCCUAACCAGUGCAGUUAUGCAUCACACCAGAGAAUCCAUCAGCACAAAUCUCCCUACAUCUGCCCUGAGUGCAGGGCCAUCUGCAGGUCGGUGCACUUCCAGACCCACGUCACCAAGAACUGUCUGCACUACAUGAGGAGAGUUGGUUUUCGAUGUGUGCAUUGCAAUGUUGUGUACUCUGAUGUGGCUUCUCUGAAGUCUCACAUUCAAGGUUCUCACUGUGAAGUCUUCUACAAGUGUCCUAUUUGUCCAAUGGUGUGUAAGUCUGCCCCAAGCACACAUUCCCACACCUACACACAGCAUCCUGGCAUCAAGAUAGGAGAACCAAAAAUAAUAUAUAAGUGUUCCAUGUGUGACACUGUGUUCACCCUGCAAACCUUGCUGUAUUGCCACUUUGACCAACACAUUGAAAACCAGAAGGUGUCUGUUUUCAAGUGUCCAGACUGUUAUCUUUUAUAUGCACAGAAGCAACUUAUGAUGGACCAUAUCAAGUCUAUGCAUGGAACAUUGAAAAGUAUUGAAGGGCCUCCAAACUUGGGUAUAAACUUGCCUUUGAGCAUUAAGCCUGUAACUCAAAAUUCAGCAAAUCAGAACAAAAAGGACACCAAAUCCAUGAAUGAGAAAGAGAAAUUGGAAAAGAAAUCUCCAUCUUCUGUGAAAAAAUCGAUGGAAACCAAGAAGUGUUGGGAGUGUGACUGCCUGUUCAUGCAGAGAGAUGUGUACAUAUCCCACGUGAGGAAGGAGCAAGGGAAGCAAAUGAAGAAACACCCCUGCCGCCAGUGUGACAACUCGUCCCACAGCCUGUGCCAGCACAACUGUAUCAAGCACAAAGGCAUCAGGAAAGUGUACGCCUGCUCACACUGCCCAGACUCCAGACGUACCUUUACCAAACGACUGAUGCUGGAGAAGCACGUCCAGCUGAUGCACAGCAUCAAGGAUCCUGACCUGAAAGAAAUGACGGACACCACCAAUGAGGAGGAAACAGAAAUAAAAGAAGACACCAAGGUCCCCAGUCCCAAGCGGAAGUUGGAAGAACCAGUUCUGGAGCUCAGGCCUCCCCGAGGAGCGAUCACUCAACCACUGAAAAAGCUGAAAAUCAAUGUUUUUAAGGUUCUUAAGUGUGCCGAGUGUGGCUUCACCACCGAAAACCUGCUUCAGUUCCACGAACACAUCCCUCAGCACAAAUCAGAUAGUUCUUCCUACCAGUGCCAGGAGUGUGGCCUCUGCUACACAUCUCACGUCUCUCUGUCCAGGCAUCUCUUCAUUGUACACAAGUUAAAGGAACCUCAGCCAGUGUCCGAGCAAAAUGGGGCUGGGGAAGAUAACCAACAGGAGAACAAACCCAGCCAUGAGGAUGAAUCCUCCGAUGGCACCGUGUCAGACAGAAAGUGCAAAGUGUGCGCAAAAACUUUUGAAAAACAACAAAAAUAAACUAUAGCUUCUGCAUCUGAACAGAAAACUAAGCUGAUGGAGGAAAGAGAGUUUCUUAAAAAUGGCAGAGGAGAUUCCAAAAAAAGUAAUUCUAGUCACUCAAGAGACCAAAAGACCUCAUGAUCACAAAGCCACUUAUGAUACUAAACACUCAAGGAAUCAGAGUCCAGUAACUGUCCUCUGCCAGCAGACUCAGCACUUUCUCUUCUAUUACAAUGGCCUUUUGUGGAUUUUCACUCCUCGGACUAGACAGUUGGACCUUUGAAGGUCGGAUCCAUAUCUUAAUGAUCCAGCUGCACAGAAUGUAUUCGAGCAAGCGUGGUGUCAGCUCCUACU
Symphalangus syndactylus (siamang) is the source of this 4470-nucleotide messenger RNA. Its product is annotated as zinc finger protein 532-like. Lineage: Eukaryota; Metazoa; Chordata; Mammalia; Primates; Hylobatidae. The record is from RefSeq and is a predicted model, not a curated record.